CUGAUCUUAGGCUAAACUCUUUCUGGGAAACUCGCGAUUCCCACGUCAGACUGCAUUGUCCAAUCAAAUCUUUCUAUUUUUGGUACCUGGAUACAAAGAAUCAUAUUUAAACAGGUCACUCCCUCUCAUAUCUAUAUCAAUAUCAACUUCACAUAUCAAAUCUCCAAUUGCAUUACUCAAAAUGACCUCCCCAAUCAAACUCUACGGCCACAUCGGCCCCAACCCCCUCAAAGUCAUGAUCGUCCUCAACCUCCUCAACAUCCCCUACGAAGUCGAAGAAGUCCCCUUCUCCGACGUAAAGAAACCAGAAUACACAGCCGUCAACCCCAACGGCCGUAUCCCCUCUAUCCACGAUCCCAAUACCGGCCUCACCCUCUGGGAGUCCGGCGCGAUUAUCGAAUACCUCGUCGACAAGUACGACACGGACAACAAGCUCAGCUUCGCCAACGGGUCGCCCGAGUUCUACCAGGCAAAGCAAUGGCUUCACUUCCAAAUGUCCGGACAGGGCCCGUACUACGGACAGGUGUUUUGGUUUUCCAGGUACCACUCGGAGAAGGUCCCGAGUGCGGUUGAGCGGUACACGAAGGAGAUCAACCGGGUGACCGGGGUGUUGGAGGGACAUUUGAAGAGUCAGAAGGAGAAGACGGGCAGUGCGUGGUUGGUUGGGGAUAGUCUGUCGUAUGUGGAUUUGGCGUUUAUUCCGUGGCAGUUGGGGGUUGCGAGGAUGUUGGAGAAGGCGGAUUAUGAUCAGGAUGCGUACCCGCAUGUCAAGGAGUGGAUAGAGAGUAUGACGGCCAAGGAGGAGGUGAGCCAGGCGAUUGCGGCUGUUUAUAAGUAGAUCGUGAUCUAUGGCUGAGAGAUUGUGUAUAUAUUAUUGCAUGCUUAAUACAUGAGGAUAAUAUAUCCGACUGGAUCUCUAAUCUAUGUAGAACCCGAUCAGGUAAUGAUCGCCUUAUACAAUGUGCGUAAACAGUGGCAAUUUGUGUCUUUAUGCUGUCUCAGAUGGUCAGUUCUGAUUGGCCAAUAUAUCUAGAUUGACCAAUCAAGUACUUUAGCCCUGCUUAUAUAAAGGCACGCUAUGACACACCGUGGCAUCCUUUAACGGUUAGCAUCAUGCCAUGGAUGUCAGAUU
Aspergillus wentii DTO 134E9 is the source of this 1132-nucleotide messenger RNA. Its product is annotated as glutathione S-transferase family protein. The record is from RefSeq and is a predicted model, not a curated record. Lineage: Eukaryota; Fungi; Ascomycota; Eurotiomycetes; Eurotiales; Aspergillaceae. Bases 182 to 838 code for a protein of 218 amino acids. The transcript has a single exon.